AUGAAGUUUACCACCACCCUCCUCAUCGGCAGCUUUACCUCCAGCGCCCUGGCCGGCCACAGCUUUUUCCAAGCUCCUCGCAACUCCAGCGAGCCUGACACUAGCAAGCCAGACAUCGGAAAGCAGGUCCUUGACAAGGCCAUGACCGCCGCCGGUAUUCCCUACGCAUGGGGCGGAGGCUCCUGCGACGGCCCUUCUGAAGACCAGCCACCGUACCAGUACGGAGACAUUGGCUACGACUGCUCGGGACUUGUCUGCUGGGCUGUCUGCCAGAUUACCGGACGGGACCUCUUCACUGAGGGUCUCCGCGUGACGUCCGACAUGUAUUGUGCGUCGGAGACGACUCUGAAAUAUAAGAAAUACCCCUACGAGGAACGCAAGGCUGGCGACGCCAUUUUCUUUGGUGGAGAAUGCGACUGCGCUGGUAGUAGCAGUAUACACCACGUUGGGUUGAUGAUGGAUUCGGGCGAUCGCAUGUGGAAUACUCCGAAUGAUCGCGUUAACAAGGUCCAGGAAAACAGCAUUGCUGGUUUCGGCGACACGCCUUGCCCUUAUGUGGUUCGGUUUGCUUAG
Messenger RNA from Aspergillus melleus, 573 nucleotides. RefSeq names its product C40 family peptidase. The coding region runs from base 1 to 573 and encodes 190 amino acids. The record is from RefSeq and is a predicted model, not a curated record. The transcript has 3 exons. Lineage: Eukaryota; Fungi; Ascomycota; Eurotiomycetes; Eurotiales; Aspergillaceae.